Molecule: messenger RNA, 3043 nt
Organism: Camponotus floridanus (Florida carpenter ant)
Lineage: Eukaryota; Metazoa; Arthropoda; Insecta; Hymenoptera; Formicidae
Gene: Kr
Product: protein krueppel
Exons: 4
Coding region: 200-1780 (526 amino acids)
Cellular component (GO): nucleus
Source: RefSeq, a predicted model, not a curated record
UCUAAAUUGUGAACAUAUUUUUGGUUAGUGAUAAUUCUUUACCGCGACAAAGGUACGAAGUUAGCCGCGUUGAAAUUCUCGUAUUCUUUUUCCGGUAUAAUAAAGUGCGGGAGUGCCGUAUAAAGUGUCGCGCGUAUUUUGCUAAUUAUUGCAUAACAUAAUUGACUUGUGUUUCCGCGAGUGUUGUGAAGAAGCAGCAAUGAACAAGAAAGAAGGAGGAGGCUUGGAAAGACAUUUGACAAUGGUGGAACAACUGUGGGAUUUAUAUGUAUUGCACUCCGCUAUUACGAGUCAUCGUAUCGGAUUCCUGAUCAAUCAACACCUGAGCAUGAUGCAGGACGCCGAGCAACAACAACCGUUCAACAAUGUAUCGCUAUAUCCGGAACCGCUAUCAAGAUCGGUAGCAAGAUUAUCGGUACUGAAUCAGGACUUUCUCGCUACUCAAGCCCUGUUAAAGGCGGGACUUCCUUUGCAUGGCUUGACCACUUCAUUCUUCAAUCAGAAUCUCUUCGUUGACCCGCGAGAUUGGCAAAGACAGCAGUCGAUCGGAUCUCCACCGCCCUCCUCCGUUCAUCUAUCGCCUGUAGUAUCGCCGGCUCUCAGCACUUCCAGCAAUUCCACAUCUCAGCGCAUCAGCAUUACCGCUGCCAGCGGCAGCAUCAAUGGUGACGACGAGGAUAAUAAUCACAAUAAUAAUAACAACAAUGUGCCGGGCAACAAGAAAGGGGGCAGGAAGAAGAGAAAACCAAUACAGAACCAACCAUUGAACACAGAAACCGUUGAACCACCAAUCGUUGACCAACAAAACGCUUUGCAAAAUGAAGUCGAACUCAACGUCGAACCAUCUCCAACUCCAACUGUUAAUUUCGAGGCAGAAUCUCCAACCGUCAGUCCUGAGGCAACAGAAAAGAAGAACAAGAAACAAAAUUUUGUUUGCGCUGUGUGCCAGAGAGGCUUUGGUUAUAAGCAUGUGCUGCAGAACCAUGAACGCACUCACACUGGCGAGAAGCCUUUCCAAUGUCCAGUGUGCCAUAAAAGAUUUACUCGGGACCAUCAUUUGAAAACACACAUGCGACUUCACACAGGCGAGAAACCUUACUGCUGCAAAUUCUGCCAGCGGCGAUUCGUCCAGGUCGCGAAUCUCCGGCGUCACUUGCGAGUACACACGGGCGAGCGCCCGUAUCUUUGCAGGCACUGCAAUAACCGUUUCAGCGACUCGAAUCAGUUGAAGGCUCACGUAAUGGUGCACAACGGUGAGAAACCGUACGAAUGCGAAAACUGCCAUGGACGAUUCAGAAGACGACACCAUCUGCAUCAACACAGAUGCAACGGCGAUAGUAAUGGCGGCGAUGAAGCGCAAGACUUCGAAACCGAACCGAACGAGAAUGACGAUAUCGACAUCGACGGCGAGGAGCAGGAGGAGCAGGAGAAUAUCUCGCACUCCGCUCAGGAAAUUCUCAAGAGGCCGACUCGUCGUGGAUUAUCCAGAGUCGACAUCGCCGCGCAGAUAUUGAAUCUACCCGGACCUUCGAGCACUCAACCUCCCGUGCCGUCGAUCGUUCUACCCGAGCAAACCGAGCCCGAGGAUCUAUCCAUGUCCAGGUUACGCAGACAUUACUCCAACAGCAGCAACGAUUCGUCGCUGAGCCAUAGCCUCAGCAAAGAUAGCAGUCCCGAACAAGAGGAUGAAAAGUACGAGGCCAACUUGUUCCUGAGACAUACCCGACAUACUGCGUCAAAACGGCAAUCCUCAUCACGACAACCAAGGAGCAACCCUUAACGCCAAUCAAGUGGAGCAUCAGCAUCCUAGUGGAGUUUCAACGGUAGAGAAAGGUAUCCUGUAAUCGCUUUCCCGUAUCUACCUCUUAUUAUACCAUUAAAUUUUGAAAUUUGGGCGAUAAUCACGAUUCUCCAAUUUGCUGAACUAAAUAUAUAGAAUAAAUUUAUUCCCGCAAUUUUAAACAAUUCUUUUUGCGACUGCUAAAAUAAGUCGCAUAAAUAUAUAAAACUAAAAAUCUUUAAGAAUCAACGGAAAUGCGCGAGACAAAGCAAGAAUACGUAAUAGUCGAACUAUACCUGCGCUUGUCUUUCUGUUCCUACAAAAUGGUCGGCACAGUCAAAAGAUAGAUGAAGGUCUAUAGAUAUUAACUCCUUUGAGAGACGGUACCCCCAUCGGGUUAAGCAGACUAGAAAAUCUUGAUCAUGUCGUCCAGUGUCCGAGUCGAUUUAAAAUUCAAGCCGAUCUCCACCUCCAUUAUUUCUCACAGCUUCGUUCUGAUCGCAGAGAAUAAGAUACUCGCAUAAUCGAGAUGCUUCUCCGAUUUCCGCCUGCUAUCCUUCGGACGCGCGCAGCCGGCCCCGUCAACAAUCCCCUUCAAAGAGCCCUAGUUUUUUUAUACUAGUUGACUUCCUCUCAGCCGGUGCGUGUCUUUCGCGUGAACCAGUUUUUCGCGCGAUGCGAUACAUCGGGUCGCGCUAAAAAUUUUGUCGAUUACCGGUCUCGUUUCCUCGAGAGAGAUCUUCGCGCCGUAUCUCCUCGGGAUCCUUUGCUGCUCAAUGUUCGCCUGAUUUAUGUAAGCGCAGUGGUAUGCAGAUUUCUCAUUCUGACCGCUGACUCAAGGCCAUCUAGACUUUAUUGUUUGGUCCGUUUCGGUUACGCAUUUCUAGAGCAAUAUUCCUACACUCCCAUUUCCCAAUUCCCCUUUAGCUUCUUUCGAUGCGGCGAUGAAGCACGAAUGCCUCGAGUUAUAAACUUCACCAUGUCUUUGCGCUCCGCUGGAUAAAACAGAUAGGAAGGAGGAAGAAAGGAAAACAGAAGGUCUACAUAUUGCAUGAAUAUCGUUCGAAAUACUGGAUAGGCCAAAUUGCCCUCGUUUAUCUUGUGACUGUUUCGUUCGACCGUUUUAUAAAGAAAGAACGACAAGCGCAGGUAUAGAUCGACUAUGGCGUCUUUCUGCGUUGUCUCAUAUUUUUGCUGGCUUAAAAAGUAUUUUAUAUAUUUAUGCAAUUUAUUUAGCAGUUUAUGUAGCAAAAAAGAUUGUUU